UUUUGUCACAAGUUUCCCCUAUCACUUUUGGUCACGGAUUCUUGAAUCUUAACUUCCUCUCGGGUUGUUUCGUUAUGUAAGGUCGUGUAUGUAAUGUAAAGGGAGAGGGUGGUUCGCUUUCGUUUCUCCGCGGGUUUUUCCUUCCUCCAAGCGAUAACAGCAGCCGGCGGUCGGUUUCUGUUUCCCCGUUCGCGAAUGGGCCGGGGCCGGGGCGGUUUCUUAAGCCACUCCAGGUUUCGUUUCUCCUCAUGCUGCCCGGCAGCGCCGCUGGAUCUCUCCGGCUGCUACGAUUAACCAUGGAUAAGCUGCUCUCUGCGAACCGAGCGGGCUGGCUCGAGCGCUCCUUCGUAGCCGAAUCGUCAAGGGCGGAGGUGGCCUAUUUCUCCCUCAGCGGCGCCGACGGGCAGCCAGGCAACCCCGCGAGGCCCCGGUGUUUCCUGCCUCCUCCGGGCAGAUGCUAUUCCUUCGGCGUCCCCGUGGCUCCAACCCCGCGGGAGCGCGUCCGAGCUGCCCGGCUGCAAGGGACUUUGCAGCGCCGGCUCGAGCAGGAGGCGCCUUGGGGCGAUCGGGGCCGAGUCCUGCCGCUCCUCUGCUACGGGCGUGGCGGAGCUCUGCUAGAGAAAGGCUUCUUGGUUCAGGACGAGCAGGGCCUGCCAGAGACGCGGGGCUUUUUGGAAGAGCUCUUGGGGGCCCUGCUCCCAGCGCCGGCCCACCUUUGGGUGUACGAGCCAGGCGAGAGCGGCCGGCUCGGCUGCGCCUUGUGGGGCUGUAAAGGGCCAGGAAAGGAGAGCGAGCUGCUGGGCAGGGCUAAUGUGGUGGCCGCGGAAAAACCGCAGUCCCACCCUGCCGUGCCUCACCUUCUGGGCAACGCCGUGUUCAGGUCUCGGGAAGCUGCCCGACAAGUGCUGGAAGAAUGCACUUCAAUAAUUCCUGAAUCCAGACUGAUUCUAGAACUAGUGGAUAAGUGUCCUAAACAUCCAAAGAAAGGAAAUUUUCCUGUAAUCGUUAUUGAAGGGCUAGAUGGAACAGGUAAGAAAAUAUUACACACACACACCCAUAAGCUUUCUUUGGACAGAUACUGGCACAGCACUGCAGCAUACGCAAUUGCAACUGAAAUAACAGGGAAUGUGCAAAAUCUUCCUCCACCUCAUCACCUGGUGUAUCACUGGCCUGAUGAUCUUCUGAGUCCAGACAUUGUCCUGCUCCUGACUGUUAGCCCUGAAGAAAGAGUCCGGAGGCUACAGGGACGUGGGAUUGAGAAAACAAGAGAAGAGGUUGAUUUGGAAGCGAAUGAUGUCUUCCGUCAAAAAGUUGAAGAGUCUUACAGAAGAAUGGAAAAUCCAACAUGUCAUAUCCUUGAUGCCAAUCCUCCUAAAGAAGGUGUUGCCAAAGCUGCUCUACAUUUGAUUAAAAAUCACUGUCAUUUCCUAUAGCUGUUUGUGUAUAUACACUAUUGUCAAUAACUGUCGGAAUGAAAAAUUCCCAAGGAAAACGGAUGUUAAUAUUUUCUGAACAAGUGAGAAGCAUAAGGCAUGCAAGACAAUAAAUAGUCUUUUAUAUGGAAAAGCUAAUAUUUAAAAUAUGUAAUCAUACUGAAAUGUACUACUGCGACAGGAAUGCAAAAUAUGUACAUGAUACAAACUUUGAUUGUAUUGGCACUAAAUUUGUGUAGAUUUUCCAAAAUAUUCUCCUUUUCUGAAUUAACUUAGUGACAGUAUCACAUAGACAGAUUAUAGUAAGUCUUUAAUGAGGUGGGCUUAUCAAAAGGUAGAAUAAUUAAGGACUUAAACAUGGUCACUGGAGAUAAAAUUCCGAAUUGAAGUGAAAAAUAAAUGGUG
This is a messenger RNA of Notechis scutatus (mainland tiger snake), 1838 nucleotides long. Lineage: Eukaryota; Metazoa; Chordata; Lepidosauria; Squamata; Elapidae. The record is from RefSeq and is a predicted model, not a curated record.